CAAUAGUGGAGCUGUAAGUUGCAGAACACAGUUAUUACAAACAACUACCCUGGCAAACAAACUGAGCAGUAAAAAGAAGAGGAUAUGCCUUUAAUGAUGGAUGCUGUCUUCUUUAAUCAUUGCUUCUUAAAGAUAUCCUCAAUGGUCACUCUCCACCCCACGUCCUCUUUCAGCUUGGAGGAUGUGAUGACCUAGGUCGGGGACUUCUACAUGACUGCUGUCACUGCCACUCUGUGAUUGACUGGCGAAGAAGGUGCAAUUCAGAAUCCCAGUGUACCUUGUGUGGUGAACCAGAAGACCAACAAUUCUCAUGGUCACCUUCUCACCCCUUCAAUGAAGCCAUCUCCUCUCCAUCAUCGAGGACCAUGAAAGGAUUGACUACGAGUCGUACGCAGCCCCUGCUCAGCUCAGCGCACUCCUGUGGCCUAGUGACGGAUGACUGUGAACAUUCCCAUGAGCACUCACACCAUGGCCUGGAUUCCCGCCAGUCAUACCUGCUCAGUCCGACAGAGAGCUGCCAGAUGGACCGUCACCGCUGUUCACCCCGCAGUUCCAUACACUCCGAGUGUAUGGUUCCCAUGGUUUCCGGGGAGCACAUGUCCAGCAGCACAUUCCCCCGGAUGCACUACACCUCCCACUAUGACUCCAGGGAUGACUGCACCAGCGUGUCACACACAGGCAGCAAAAUCAACCGCAUCCCCGCCAACCUGCUUGACCAGUUUGAAAAACAGCUGCCACUACAACGUGACGGAUUCCACACGCUGCAGUACCAGCGCACCUCCACCACCAACGAGCAGCGCAGUGAGAGCCCCGGCCGUAUCCGCCACCUCGUGCACUCUGUCCAGAAGCUGUUCACCAAAUCUCACUCGCUGGAGGGUGCCUCGAAGGGGAAUGUGAAUGGCACCAAGGGGGAGGGCCGACAUUCCGACGAUCACCAUCAUUCCCACCAUCCCAAACAUGGCAAGCGGAGUAAGAGUAGAGAGCGGAAGCCGGAGCCCAAGCAUAAGUCGGCAAUGAGUGCCUGGUGGAGCUCUGAUGACAACUUGGACAGUGAAAGCACGUACCGUACCCCCAGUGCGAUGAGCAAACAUCACAUGGACCACAUCUCUCAGUACUAUCCAGACAGCAGUCAGGGGGCCUUCAGUGAUCUUACGCUGAAGACAUCGAAAAGCAACAACGAUGUUAAAUGCUCUGCUUGUGAAGGACUACCCAUGACUCCUGAAGGUAAAUACAUGAAACGGAGUUCGUGGUCCACACUGACUGUCAGCCAGGCUAAGGAAGCCUAUCGCAAGUCAUCUCUCCAUCUGGAGAAACCUCUCAUCCAUCAGGAAAUCAAAUCAUCUCUAAGGCCAUGUCAUUACCUACAAGUGCCCCAGGAUGAGUGGGGAGGAUACCCACUGGGAAACAAAGAUGAGGAAAUUCCUUGCCGGAGGAUGAGAAGUGGCAGUUAUAUUAAGGCCAUGGGUGAUGAAGAAAGUGGUGAUUCUGACACAAGCCCAAAAGGUUCACCCAAGUCUGCCAGUCUCCACCAGACCUUAAUGAAAGCAGCCGGGCAGAAGAUGGACAAUCAGAACCAGAGCUACCUGCAAUCUGCAGUUGAGGUAACCAUCAACCACAGUUUAGACCCCAGUGCCAACGAGAACUCGCCCAAGUUCCGUUCAAGGAACCAGAGCUACAUGAGAGCGGUGAGCACCCUGAGCCAAGCCAGCUGUGUCAGUCAGGUGAGUGAGGCCGAGGUCAACGGACAGUUUGAGUCAGUUUGCGAGUCUGUUUUCGGAGAGAUUGAAUCCCAGGCUGUGGAUGCUUUGGACCUUCCUGGCUGCUUCCGCACACGCAGUCACAGUUACCUGCGUGCCAUUCAAGCUGGCUACUCACAGGAUGAUGACUGUAUCCCAUCACUGUCAUCAGCCAUGAUGGCUUCCUCCAUCAGAUCCACCACAGCAUUCCCCCUGUACGGCAUGCAACAUUACUCGCCAAGAAAUCGGGAGCUCAGCGCGUGGGGAGUUUCGGGCAUGGCAACUCGUCCUAAUACUCCACAGCAUAUUGUAACUUGCACUAAUUACAAAAAGACCCCACCACCAGUACCACCUCGCACCACCUCCAAGCCAGUAAUUUCAGUGACCACCCAGAGCAGCACCGAAUCAACUCAGGAUGCCUACCAUGAGAACCGGUCUCAGCGGAGCUCGCCCUGGCCCCAGGAAGGAAAGGGUCUUUAUAACUCAACGGACAGCUUGGACAGUACAAAGGCAGUGAACAUCGCUUUGGAGACCAUGCCAGCACAGCAGCCCAGCGUGAACAGCGGCCGAAACAGCAAGGUCCUAACCCGAGACAAAGCCAUCCUAACCCUUGACGUGGGAAAGGCCGAACAGUUCAUCAAGAGCCGACGGUCCUCCAUAGGGAUUCAGGUGGAUGCGGUGGAGACAACAACUGACUCGGACACGGAUAGCAGGGGCCUUCGGGAAUACCACUCCAUUGGAGUCCAGGUGGAAGAUGAAAAGCGGAGAGGGCGAUUCAAGCGCUCCAAUAGCGUGACAGCAAGUGUGCAGGCUGACCUUGAGCUCGAAGGGUUUCCUGGUCCAGUAACCACUGAGGACAAGGCACUUCAGUUUGGUUCUUCAUUCCAGCGUCACUCUGAGCCCAGCACCCCGACCCAAUACACAGGACUCAGGACUGUACGCACGCAGGGUCUGCUGAGCUACAGAGAGGACUAUCGGACACCCACCGACAUCUCCAAUUUUCCACCUCCUGACCCGUGGCUGGAGCCCACCCAUCAGGCUGUAGAACCCGGACGAAUGUCUCCAUGUCGACGGGAUGGACAGUGGUUCAUGAAGCUGCUGCAUGCAGAAACCAAGCGAAUGGAAGGAUGGUGUAAGCAGAUGGAGAGAGAGGCUGAGGAGAAUGACCUGUCAGAAGAAACACUGGGGAAAAUUCGGAGCGCAGUGGGGAGCGCACAGCUACUGAUGUCUCAGAAAUUCCAGCAGUUUUACUGGCUCUGCCAACAGAAUCUGGAUCCCAGUGCGAUGCCACGUCCUACCUCCCAGGAUCUAGCAGGAUUUUGGGACCUUCUGCAGCUCUCCAUUGAAGAUGUCAGCAUGAAGUUUGAUGAACUGCACCAGCUGAAAGCAAAUGACUGGAAACCCAUUGAGCCACCAGAGAAACAGGAGGAAAAGAAGAUUCCGCCCCCAGUACCAAAGAAGCCGCCCAAAGGAAAAAUCCCGAUUGUGAGAGAGAAGUCUCUCGACCUCCCGGACAGACAGAGACAGGAGGCUCGCAAACGGCUGAUGGCCGCCAAGAGGGCGGCUUCCUUCCGACAGAACUCAGCUACUGAGCGUGCAGACAGCAUUGAGAUUUACAUCCCUGAGGCACAGACCAGGCUCUAGUGACAGGCCCUUGCAAAACGCCCUCCUUUUUCUGUUCACCAUCGGCUCUCCAUAUUUGUCAUGUGCAUUUCACACAUUCAAGCCUGAUGGAAUUAGUGACGGGGUUUCCAUGGUUAUUCUUGUCCAGCUACCACUGUGUAUGGUCUUGCUGUUGUGUUGGUUGUAGCAUACGUCACAGAGGAAAUGAUUAUAGUUGUGAGUUUUCUGAACUCUGCAGAAGUCCCGGCAUUCUGGGAGAGGGACUGGUUCCAAACGAUUGCACUAACUAAUCCACCUAACCACCACGCUCUCUCAGAGACUGCUUCAACGGAGGACCUCUUGCAGAGGAAAGCAAAUUCAGCUAAACCACAAUCUUCUGUUGAUUGGUUUGGCCUGUGUGCUCAAAGGAAAAGGUAAAUUGGUAAUCCAGUGUCACUGGAGAGUGCCAGAGGAGAGCUUGGUUGAAACGCAAAGGUGCUGCGUCUUCAACAAAAAAAAGUGGGAAGAAUGCAUGAUAUGUCAGUAUCAUUCCUUGUUUUUUAACAUUAUAAGAGAACCCGGCUCCUAACAGGGAAACGGGAAAGCCCUCUGCUCAGUACCUGAGCAGAACUGUUCCCCACUCAAAACUAUUCAGGGACUCACCUUCAGUGUGCUUUGGGGGAAGUGUAAGUGAACAGGUAAGAAUUAUUCCUUGGAACGAACUCUUAGAGAAUAGUAUCCUCGAGAAUCUAUUGGGACACACAGUACUUUUAUCCACCAUGACAAAGUAUUGAGGCCUCUUGGUCUCAAGAGUUUUUGCCAAAACAUUUAUUGCUUGAAUGGGAGCUAUUUAAA
Molecule: messenger RNA, 4193 nt
Organism: Hypanus sabinus (Atlantic stingray)
Lineage: Eukaryota; Metazoa; Chordata; Chondrichthyes; Myliobatiformes; Dasyatidae
Gene: dlgap2a
Product: discs, large (Drosophila) homolog-associated protein 2a
Exons: 15
Coding region: 366-3380 (1004 amino acids)
Biological process (GO): signaling
Cellular component (GO): glutamatergic synapse; postsynaptic specialization
Molecular function (GO): molecular adaptor activity
Source: RefSeq, a predicted model, not a curated record